AUGGAUGAAAACACAGAGACACGUGCCCCAGGACUAAAAGCCCAAAGUGGAGUUCAGAUAGUUGUUCGUGAGUUUGAGGUGGCAGACAAAGCGGAGAUCCGUCGGAUCUUUUCUGAAGGGCUGAUGGAGAUGGUAGUAGACACCGCCUUCAGAGGCCUGAGGCACCAUCCUGAGAGCCUCCUGCUCUACUCUGCUGCAACCGUUGUGUGUUGUGUCGUCACCAUGUGCUGGUGGCUGAUAGGGCUCCUCCCUGCUGUCGUGCUGUGUGGGCGCUACUGCUACAGCAGAUGUGUAAUCAAUGGUUACCUCCAGCAUGCAGUCAGCAGAGACAUGGGAAACAUGGAAGAGUUUUACAUGAAAUCACCAGACUCCCGUCUGUUUGUAGCGGUGCUGCAGGACAGAGUGGUGGGCGUUGUGGCAGCAGUCGGCCAGCAGAAGCCAGGAGGUGCUGUGGAGCUGCGGAGGAUGUGUGUUGACCAGAGCUGUCGGCGGUGUGGAGUGGGCGUGGCGUUGGGGCUAAAGGUCCUGGAGUUUGCUGCCACUCACGGAUACUCGUCUGUUGUCCUGGGAACCACGGCGUACUCUCCGGCGGCCCACCAGCUCUACCAGCGUCUGGGCUUCCGCUGCGUAGGAGUCACCAACGGGUACAUCACACCUGGUGCCAGGAGAUCCUUCCUGACACAGAUUUUCUACAGGGUCCGUCAUCAUCACUACAGCCUCGACGUGCACAACAGAAAGAUCACUUUAAAUGGAGAAGACAGUCGACAAGAGAGAAACUGACUCAUUGGUCGUCUGUAACCCUGACAAACAACCUGGUGAAUAUUGAAUCCUUUCUCAAGAACAGAGUAGCAUGUUGUUAAAGAACCACUGCACCUCUGAGGACUUUUAACUAUACAGACAGUGUUUUACCUCGCUCUCCUACCAACAGUCAACUGUCAUCUUUCUUACCUUUAACCAAGCAGUUUUAGACUGCUUAUGAGUUUUAAAACUUCAGAAUCAGAUCAGAAAGAGACUCAUAUGCUUUGUGUUUCUACUGUUCUCUAGUCUUCUUUGUAAAAGAAAUGCAGGUGCAUAUCACAGAGGCUUAGUACUUGUAAGCAGGUCGCCUGGGUUCCAUCAGUGAAAUUUGUUUGAGGGAAAAGGACCCCAAAAAUAAGGGGAGAUAUGCUUUUGACAAGAAUACUUCUACUGGGUGAUCUUCCGUUUAUUCCGUGUUUUUUUUCGGUCGACUACUCCUCCCAGAGUUUUGGUUGCACAUACACUAAAAAGGUAUCAAAUCGACCGUCCCGGCCAUGACAAGUGUGCGCUGACUUUUCUAAGGGUUUCGGGAAACGGUUUUCAAAUUAUUCGGCAAAAAGACGCGAAGAAAAAUCCCCCCAAUGUUACCCUAUGGAGAGGCUAGAGUGAUGACAUCAUCGCUAGAGUGCAGAGGGAGAGAAAAAAUGUCAAAAAAUACAUUUGGAAACUGGGCUUGAGGUCGCAAAUGCCACUCUACAGAAAUAAUGUAUACAUAGAAACGUAGGAAAAUGUGUCUUCUCCCUCACAUUGGUGUGGAAAACUGUCAGAGUUAUAGUUUGGGCGUAGGACCACAGAUGAUCCACCAACACCACCCACAGCCUCAUAGACCGCCAUGGGAAAAAGGAGGGAACAUUUCUGGAGGAAAGCAGAGGUACCAGUUUCUUCUGAUCGCUCUAAAAAGAAAAUUUCUUUAUUUUUAUUCACAAAACACAUAUGUAGACGUUCAGGAAGAACUCAGGAUGCUCAAAGUGAAGUCGGUUCAAUGAUAGGAGCUACAGUUUGGACUAGAAUGCUUUCUGUUCAAGGGGAAUUUUUUGUUGUUUUUCGCUCCCUGUCAGUGGCUUCACAGGAGCAGUUGAUUUCAGUUGAUUGCUCUGCUCUGAUUGGUGGCUGCCACCUGGCCCUUGUUGCUUAGCUACCUGGUUUAUUAUCUUACAGGACUUCCUCCUCUUUUCCAUGGCUGAGAGUCAAGCACACUCAAAAUAUCUUUUGAAAUUUUCUAGUUAUAUCUUAUAUUUCCAGUCUCUAGUUCUCCCCUUUUCUAUUUUCUCUAUUUUUAUUUUAUUUGACUAUUUAAUUUUACAUAUAUUUAUUUGUUGUACUGAUGGUUUCAUUUAAUUUAUUUAGGUAUAUGGAAUUUAAUUUUACUGUUUAUCUGUUUUUAUUUCAUUGACUCAUUCAUUCUUAUUGACGUCAUCCACCCUGUUAUUGUCUCGUGUGCUUGUAUAAUUUCUAAUUUUACUUCCACUAUACAUGGAUGAGAGAAGGCAGCUGUGGGCGACUGUGAGACUCCUUUUUAUUCUCCCUUUUCAUUUUUUUUUGUUGCUUUUCAUACUUUCUUUGGAGUGAGGUCAGUCGUGAGCUACUUGGAGUCAUUUUGGUUUGGAUGGUGGUUUAUUCUCCUAUCUGCUGUGAUCUCUUUGUGAAUAUAGAGAGCACAUACUAUAUGUUGUUUAUGUUUUUGUUUUGAUAAAAAUCAAUAAAAUCUAUUUUUAAAAUGUCAGUGUAACAUUAAACCCUUGUGUAUCCUCCCGUCGACUAUGCACCCAUGGUCCUCAGGAGUCAAAAAGGACCCCAUGACAUUAGACUGGUUUUAGGAUAUGUAGAAAA
Molecule: messenger RNA, 2628 nt
Organism: Centropristis striata (black sea bass)
Lineage: Eukaryota; Metazoa; Chordata; Actinopteri; Perciformes; Serranidae
Product: N-acetylaspartate synthetase-like
Exons: 3
Coding region: 1-780 (259 amino acids)
Cellular component (GO): mitochondrial membrane
Molecular function (GO): L-aspartate N-acetyltransferase activity
Source: RefSeq, a predicted model, not a curated record